CACUUUCUGCUCGUUUCGUUCGUUCAAUCAGUGAAGAAAAAAUCGAAAUUUUCGCGUUCAGGUAAAACGGAUAUGCCUAGUGCUUGCUUAAAUUCCAGUAAUUAGUGGACAGUGAUCAUAUUCAAGUAAUUAUUGUGCGACAAUUAAAUGCUUCAAUUGUGCGUAUCUUAUGAUAAAGUUUUUUGGCGAUUAGGUAUGAAAGUUGGCAAAACAAUAGCUUUGUGGUGAUGGAUUGAGUUUGUUUUGCGCGAGGUCGCAGUUUUUUCCACUGAUAGUGGUUGCAGCGAGGAACAAGAGAUUUCGAAAAUUUUAGUGGAAAUCAUUAGUUCGCUUUAAAUAUGUAUCAAAGCGCCUGCAGUGCUGCUGCUGGUGGCUGCUCGGAACCAGAACGAACCGAUCGGGAUGGGCUGAUAUCGCAUGAAUCCGCUGUUGCUCCAGUGGAACAUGAUUACAGUGGCUUCGAUAUUGUGAAGGCUACUCAGUACGGUGCCAUCGGAAGAGUGAAGGAACUGAUCGAAGCAGGAUGGGACGUAAAUCAACCGGAUAGUGAGACGGUCACACUGCUUCAUUGGGCAGCCAUUAACAACCGGAAAGACAUAAUCAAAUAUUUUCUGGACAAAGGUGCGAUUGUUGAUGCGGUUGGGGGAGAAUUGAAUGCGACACCUUUGCACUGGGCCACUAGACAGGGACAUUUGGGGGCUGUUGUGUUGCUGCUGGCAGCUGGAGCAGAUCCAAGUUUAAGAGACGCAGAGGGUUGCUCCUGUAUACAUUUGGCCGCACAGUUCGGUCACACGGCACUAGUUGCAUACUUUAUUGCCCGCGGUGUAAAUCCAGACCUGCAGGAUCGGGGUGGAAUGACUGCACUUAUGUGGGCAGCUUGGAAAAUUUCUGCCUUGGAUCCGGUCCGACUUCUACUAACACUGGGCGCAAAUCCGAGUCUCGCAGAUCACACCCACGGAAACACAGCCUUGCAUUGGGCAAUUCUGGCCCGCAAUGCCACGGCCGUCAGUACACUUAUGUUGAAGGGUAAAUCAAGCCUUGAAGUUCCUAACCUUCGAGGUGAUACUCCGCUCACCAUGCUGCAGCCGCACCUGGGUUCCAUCUGGAUCGGUUCCAAAGUUUCGGAGAAAGUCCGUGAAUUGACCCAACAAUCUCAGCGCCGAAAUCUACUUGUGCGUUUUACCUUGGAUAAGCGUUUCCGCUGGUGGAGUAUGAUCGCUACGCCGUUCCUGGUGUUCUACUUGGCUGGGCUAAUAUUCUGUGCCGAGACGCUAAUCAUCAUCAAAGUAUUCCUACUCGGUUGCUUGUACGCCGUUUCACACACCGUCGGACAGACCUUAUUCGAUGAAACGCUGAUGGCAUUGCUUCCGCUCAGCGUUUACAUGGCCACCAAGGCGUGGUUCUACGUCACUUGGUUGACCUAUAUUGCACCGACGGUGUCCUUCCUGGCUUCGGUUUCGUUCCUGACCUGCAGUGGUGUACUUUGGGUGUGCUUCCUGAAAUCAUGGCGAGGUGAUCCGGGCGUUAUUCAGCCGACCCAGGAACAGCGAUUCAGGACCAUAAUCGAACUAUCGGAACGCGGCGGUGGAGGCUUUGAACCGUCUGCAUUCUGCUCAGCCUGUUUGGUACGUCGUCCGGUUCGCUCGAAACACUGCUCGGUGUGCGAUCGGUGUGUGGCACGUUUCGACCACCACUGUCCUUGGGUAGGAAAUUGCAUUGGCGCCAAAAAUCAUAAAUACUUUAUGGGAUUCCUCUGGAUGCUGAUGAUCAUGUGCUGCUGGAUGCUGUAUGGAGGAGCCAACUUUUACGUCCAGGCUUGCAACGUCAACAUGGAUGAAGGUUUGUGGAACGCGAUGGUGGCCAUCGGUUCAUGCAAUCCGUGGGUAGGUUGGGUGACGGCCAAUGCACUACUGCACAUGUCCUGGGUGACUGUUUUGACCAUCUGUCAAACCUACCAGGUCGUUUGUCUGGGUAUGACAACGAACGAACGAAUGAACCGGGGCCGCUAUCGACACUUCCAGGCGAAGGGCGGCAAAAGUCCUUUCUCUCGAGGUCCGAUUCGCAAUCUGGUUGACUUUAUGGAGUGCAGUUGCUUUGGGUUGGUGCAGCCGCAGCAAACCGAUUGGAUGCAGUAUUUUGAUUUCGAUAAACACGUGGAGCACGAACCACUGUUACGGCCGGAUAACUUUCAGUACGUCUGAGCGGAAACGACGGCAAAAAGUUGUGAAAAAACGAGCGAAUCCGGACUCGAUAUUGGGACAGGAAUUGGAACAGGAACUCAAACGGCAUGUGAUCGAAGGGAUGCUCCGGAACGGACUGAAGAGCAAACUGAUCUAGCGGUGGUUGUUUAGAAGUCGAAUUUUGGCGCAGUAAAUCAUCCGGUUUGGUUUGUGCGAUGUUUAUUCUAUUUUUAAUUAGUUGAUCGCAGGCAAUCGGCUAGUGCUGGGAGUGUUUGAAGCCAUCCUUGUAAGUAUUUGGCUUCCGCUUUAAAGUUAUUUAAAUAGAAAGUGAAAUUGCUUUAGCUAUACGGCAAAGGGUAAAACCGAAAAAUGUGCUUAACGAGUGUAGAACUGUAAAAGAUUGAAAAAAGAAAGAAGAGAAAGUUAAACAAGAAAAAGACACAAAAUAUAUAUUUGGUAUAUAUACAACAAAUGUUAGGGAAAGCAGUUAAGCAAUAGAACUACAACUAUUAUAUCCCGUUAGAUAGAGAGUAAACGUUUCCAAAAACUAGCUUUUACGACAGAUUAAGCAUUGUGCGCCCUUUCAUUUAAUUUGUCAAGUAACACUACCUAUCAAAUGUUUAGGAUUAAUAAGCUGUUAGUAAAACUUCUAAUUGUGUACAUAAUGCUCCUGAAGUAAACAUUUUACGUAAGAUCAACCAUAUUUGGUUGUUAUUAAGAAUAAUGGUAUUUGAAGUAUAAAUGACAGUCAGUUUUCUUACUAA
This is a messenger RNA of Topomyia yanbarensis, 2944 nucleotides long. RefSeq names its product palmitoyltransferase Hip14 (gene Hip14). The transcript has 4 exons. Gene Ontology annotation, biological process: protein palmitoylation. NCBI's taxonomy places the organism in Eukaryota, Metazoa, Arthropoda, Insecta, Diptera, Culicidae. Gene Ontology annotation, cellular component: Golgi membrane. Gene Ontology annotation, molecular function: palmitoyltransferase activity; protein binding. The coding region runs from base 339 to 2201 and encodes 620 amino acids. The record is from RefSeq and is a predicted model, not a curated record.